Molecule: messenger RNA, 3475 nt
Organism: Fundulus heteroclitus (mummichog)
Lineage: Eukaryota; Metazoa; Chordata; Actinopteri; Cyprinodontiformes; Fundulidae
Gene: vstm2a
Product: V-set and transmembrane domain containing 2A
Exons: 5
Coding region: 1210-1920 (236 amino acids)
Source: RefSeq, a predicted model, not a curated record
UUACAAGAAUAAAAAAGUCUGGAAUGUAAGAUCAGCUCUUCAGCAAAAUAUGGAUGGGCAGACACGGAGGAUGAAAGAAAAUUAGGAUGAAGAAGAAAAUUUUUGUUUGUUAAAUAAGUGACUUACUGAGACUGCUGCUUCUUUUCAUAACUACAUUAAAACAAAAUUAGUAGAAUAUUUCCUCAGAAUAUUAUUUUAAAUUCUACUUUUUUUAUUAUUAUUCCCAUCAUGUUUUAAUUCCAGAUAUUCUAAAGGCACUGUUGACUCAUGAAGUUUGUUAUUUGACUCUUCCAUCUCACCUCGCAGAUAAGGCAGAAUUUCAAUAUGUUUGAAGUAUAAGUCUUCUGUUUGGGGGCGUUAAAGUGUUUCCUGACGGAGUCUCUUCGCAAAUUCAAAAUAUCGUCACCCUAAAAUAAAGCAGUUAUAACUGAAACUUCCUCUACCAUUUUAUGUGCGCGGGUUUUUGACGUGGGGGCUUGAUGGGGAACCUCCGAUUACUGGCCUGGGUCCCGCUUCAUCUACCCGACUUUAAAGCGUAAAAAUUCGACUUCCCUGUACAAACAGCGCAUCUCGUGUCUACGUGUUGCAGCUGACCCCGCAUUUAGUUACAACUCCAUUAAUCCCCGCAUCUGUGUAGAUCUAAAGCCGGGGAAGUAAACCGCGAACAACAGUUCGGGAAAUUUCAAAAUAAAAUCCACUCAUCUGUCGGCAGGUUUCCAGAACCCUGAAUGCGCAGCGCACACGCCUGUCUGUUUAUCUGUCUGCAUGCUCGCUCCUUCCCUCCUCCGUGAGUCCUAACGGUCAGUGUGCGGGGACGGGGCCGGAUGCAGAGCAGAUUCUCUGAGGUGGGUGUGUGUGUGCGUGUGUGGAUGCUACAGUGAUCCUCUAAGACUGACGUCUCUCCGGUAGCGCAGAAGAAGACCGCAGCCGGGUUCUUUCACACACUUGAGCGCAGCCAGGCAGAAGCCAGCCGCUGCCCGCAGAGUGAGGCAGGAAUCCACGGAGCGGGACUCCAAACUUGAGCGGGGAGGAAGCUGUAGUUUCUCAGCAUGUUCAACCUGCGGAAAGCUGCGUUCAGGCACGCUCGCCCUGUGACUGUUUGAUUCAACUGGAGUGCAGGCUGCUGCUGCUGCUGCUGCUGCUGGGUUUCCCCCCCGUCUCUCUUUAUUAAACGUCUGAUGUGAAAAAGCGAACCUCUAUACAACUGAAAUGAUGUGGACCUCUCAUGACACUGUUGGAUUUGUUUUCCUAGCCGGAUUCUGUGUUCAGUUCGGAUUCUCCUUUGAAGGUCGCUUUACGGAUCUGCCAUCCAAUAUGACAGUUAAAGAGGGCCAAAACAUAGAAAUGGCAUGCGCCUUCCAGAGUGGAACUACGUCUGUGUAUUUGGAGAUCCAGUGGUGGUUCGUGAAAGCUCCGGAGCCCACUGACAGCGAGGAGGCUGUUGACGCUGAGGAGAUGGAGAUGAUACCAGAGCCUGAUCCUGAUGACGAGGGGACAAAAAUAAGUACAGUGAAGGUCCAGGGCAACGACAUCUCACAUAAGCUGCAGAUCUCCAGAGUCAGCAAGAAUGACGAAGGUCUCUACGAGUGCCGGGUGACCAGAGCCAACUACGGUGAGAUUGUGGAGUACAAAGCCCAAGCCUGGCUUAAGGUCAAUGCCACGGCGAGGCCUCGGCGGCCAAUGUCUCCCGCCAAGAAGAGCUCCCCGCUGCACCUGACAGGCAAGAAUCCAAGAAAGUCCACCUCACCUCUGAGCCAAGACAACAUGAGCUCAGACCAGAGGGUGGCUUCCACAUCCACCUCCCACACAUCCUCCAACACAGCAAAACACAACCCCGGCUCAGGUUCAAGAAUAUCGUCCAGCUACGGACUUGCUGUCCUGCUUCUGGCGUGUGGCUUGGUGAGGGAUGCCUUGUUAUAAUUUAAAGAACAGUCAUGAUUUGCUCCCAGAUGUUGGCCCAGAUGUUUGCUUUGAAAGCAAACAGAGGGGGAAAAAAAAAUUGCCUGUUUUACUCCCUUCGCAACUCACUCACUGCAACCCCGAACUCCACCACGCGGACAGCACAGUUUGCGCCUCAUUUCCUCGCCACUUCUGCUCUUGCACUUAGCACAUUGUUACUAGCCACUAUAAACACCCGUCACAACCGCAGCAGAAGGAUCACCUUUUCUACAGACGCCUAGUCGACGCCGUCAGAGAUGCCGCGUGACGCCAGGACUCUACCCUGUUGGAUAACUCUCAUGGAAGAAUGACUUUCUUAAAGUUUUGCUGUUGACGUUUCUGUGUUCAUUACUCAAAAGUAAACAAGAAAAAUUAAGAAUCUCUAUUUGUGUAGUAUAUAUGAUCCUAGAUAUAUGUCUGUUUUAUUUGAAACACAUAGAACUAAUGUCUGUGCUGUAUACAUAGCUGCUGCUGAUAUUGGCCAUGAAUCAUUGUGGAUAGGCCCUCUAGCCUUCACCAGAUGAGAUAAAUCUAAUACAAGUAUGUGUUGAAUUAGACGAUUGAUGUUAACCUUUAAGUUGAAAGGUUCAUUCUUUUCAUUUCUCUUUCAGCCAUAUUAGCCAUCCAAAUUUCAGAUGUGCAUAAUUUUACAUCUUGUUAGUGAUUCAUUAUCAGAUGUGCAUGCUUGGUCUGAAGGUUUAAAGAAGAGGAAAAUAUUUGACCUACAUUGGCCAACACUUGGAGUUUAAUGUUUCAAUAUUUUUGACCUGCUACUUAAUUUUCUGUGCUAGCUUUGGUGUGAAAAUAAUGUCCCCUUGUCAUUUUAAUUUGUAAUGCACCCUUAGUAGGAAUAAAAAAAACAGAAAGCCACUACUUAUGAGUUAUUGUAAAUCCUGAUGUGUGACAACUGGAUGAUUGAUUAUGACCAGCAAUUACCAUCUGAAAUGUUUCAGCAGCUGUGCACCUCAUCGCUGACGAAUAAUUUAAUUAACUCUAGAUCACAAUUGUCAACACAGAAACACAGAGGAUCUAGAGUCUCUUCACACCCCUGUUUGAAUGCCAACUUUUUCUAAUAUCAAAUAAUCAAAUCAAGGUCAGUCGUUUCAAAACUUUUUCUACAUUUAAUGGGCCAUAUUAUAUACAGUCAAUUGUGAAACAUCUAAAAGUGACAAAUGGUUUAACGGUAUUGGACAGGGAAAGGUCAUAAUGCAUUUAUAUGUACACUACGCCACAGUUAACACAGACAUUAAUAACUGGAAAAAAUGUGGGAUGGAAACAAGACUGAAACUGGUGAGGGAGGCUGCCAGGGGGCCGACAGCAAAACUGAAGGAACUGCAAGGUUUACUGGGAAGUACUGGUUGCGUUCUCCAUGUAGAACCAUUUCCUGUGUUUUCCGUAAGUCUGCACCCAGGAGCAUUGUUGCAAGAUGAGAGGUGUGUCAUUCAAAGAAAUGAUCCAGGCUUGGCUAGAAUCUUCCAAAAUCCUUUAGGCGCAUGGAGCUUUUGGUGACACCAAAGCUGGGAGAAAAUGCCUAAAA